UAUAACAGUUGGUUGUCUUUAGCUAGCAGGAGCAAUAGAAACUUGGCGUCCUUUGAAACUACUGCAAACAUGGUUAUAAAAGCGGUGUGUGUGUUGAAAGGAGCUGGAGAGGCUAGCGGGACUGUCUUCUUCGAGCAGGAGAAUGAUUCAGCCCCUGUGAAGCUGACCGGAGAAAUCAAAGGCCUUACUCCUGGUGAGCAUGGUUUCCAUGUCCAUGCUUUUGGAGACAAUACAAACGGGUGCAUCAGUGCAGGCCCUCACUUCAAUCCCCACAACAAGACUCAUGCCGGUCCUACUGAUGAAAAUAGGCAUGUUGGAGACCUGGGGAAUGUGACUGCUGCAGCUGAUAAUGUUGCAAAGCUCGACAUCAUGGACAAGAUGAUCACCCUUGCUGGCCAAUACUCUAUUAUUGGCAGAACCAUGGUGAUCCAUGAGAAGGCCGACGACCUGGGAAAAGGAGGCAAUGAUGAGAGUCUAAAGACAGGCAAUGCUGGUGGACGUCUGGCCUGUGGAGUCAUCGGCAUCGCCCAGUAAACACUUUGCCAAAACAUGCAGCACUGAAAACUAUUUCUCCCAUAGCACUUACAAAGACCAACAUAGCUACUCGAUGUGACAGUCUGACCUUUUCCAAUAUGAUGUGGUAUUUUAUUGAGCAAUCAAGAGAAUAGAUAAGCCAUGCUUAACCAUGUCCCAUCCUCAUGUCAAUUGUAUGUAUGGGUUUAUAUGUCAUAAGUUGUGGUCCCAAAGAAUUGGUAACUCACAAGUAAUAAAAAUAUAUUUACAAAGUUG
Messenger RNA from Gymnodraco acuticeps, 789 nucleotides. It is a transcript of the gene sod1, whose product is annotated as superoxide dismutase 1, soluble. NCBI's taxonomy places the organism in Eukaryota, Metazoa, Chordata, Actinopteri, Perciformes, Bathydraconidae. The record is from RefSeq and is a predicted model, not a curated record. Gene Ontology annotation, biological process: removal of superoxide radicals. Gene Ontology annotation, cellular component: mitochondrion; cytosol; nucleus. Bases 70 to 534 code for a protein of 154 amino acids. Gene Ontology annotation, molecular function: copper ion binding; superoxide dismutase activity. The transcript has 5 exons.